Acanthopagrus latus (yellowfin seabream) is the source of this 3258-nucleotide messenger RNA. RefSeq names its product immunoglobulin mu DNA binding protein 2 (gene ighmbp2). The transcript is spliced from 16 exons. NCBI's taxonomy places the organism in Eukaryota, Metazoa, Chordata, Actinopteri, Spariformes, Sparidae. Gene Ontology annotation, molecular function: zinc ion binding; DNA binding; 5'-3' DNA helicase activity. The record is from RefSeq and is a predicted model, not a curated record. Bases 179 to 3145 code for a protein of 988 amino acids.
GCGGUGUAGCUAGCAUGCUACAAGCUAGCACAAUAAAAGAAGACGACAUGACUCAAACAAACCCAGUGCGGUGAUCCCACUGAAGAUGUUAUAGCAUAAGAAACGUACUAUUCGUCUCCGCGUUUGUGUCUGCUGCUCUCCUGGUGUCAGUAAGGAUAGCUAACAUUAAUGGUGAGUGAUGGCGGUCGAACAAUUUGUGUCAAAGACACUCGAGCUCCUCCAAGAAGAGAGGGAGGCUGAAAUAGAGGAGACCAGGAUAUGGCAGGAGAACGUCGCGCUGAAGGAUCUUCAAAAUAAAGGCGUUUGCCUGCUGAAGUUGCAAAUAGGAAGUCAGUCCACAGGCCUGUAUGGUCGCACCAUCGUUGUCCUCGAGCCAAGAAAGCAUCUUGGUUUCUUAUCCCUGCCAAGCAACAGCUUUGGACCUGGGGACAUAGUUGGCUUGUACGACACCAGCGGAUGCACCGCAGACUCACAGAUCAGCACAGGAAUAGUGACGAGGGUCAGUCAGGCUUCUGUGAGUGUGGCAUUUGACGAUUCGAAGGAUGGCCUCAGCUUUGAUACAGAUGCUCUUUACAACCUCUUAAAGUUGGCAAACGAUGUCACCUACAAACGAAUGAAAGAUGCCUUGAAUGCAUUAAAUGGAUAUGGCAACGGACCCGCUGGAAAUUUGAUAAACGUUCUCUUUGGAGACAGUAAACCGUCGUGUCAGUCACAGCCAAAUGCAGUCGAAUUCUUUAACUCAAAUCUGGACGACUCCCAAAAAGAAGCUGUGACAUUCACUCUGUCACAGAGAGAACUGGCUGUGAUUCAUGGACCACCAGGCACUGGGAAAACCACCACAGUGGUGGAGAUCAUCCUGCAAGCAGUCAAACAAGGCCAAAAGGUCCUGUGCUGUGCCCCGUCUAAUGUGGCUGUGGAUAAUUUAGUGGAGAGGUUAGCCCGGUGCAAGGCAAAGGUCCUGAGGCUGGGUCACCCUGCCCGACUGCUGGAAUCCAUUCAGAAACAUUCACUAGACGCCAUCCUCGCUCAGAGCGACAAUGCAAACAUCAUCAUGGACAUCCGUAAAGACAUCGAUAAAGCUUUUAUGGGAAUGAAGAAGAUGCGUGAAAAAGGAGAACGGAUGAACUUCAAAAGGGAAAUCGGGGAGCUAAGAAAAGAGCUGAAAACCAGGGAGGCAACAGCCAUCACCCAGAUCCUGAAAAGUGCUGAUGUUGUGUUGUCAACCAACACAGGUGCUUGUCUUGAUGGACCUCUGAAGUUCCUGCCAGCUGAGCACUUUGAUUGGGUGGUGAUAGACGAGUGCGCUCAAGCACUGGAGAGCAGCUGCUGGAUCGCCCUGCUCAGAGCACGAAAGUGCAUUCUGGCUGGAGAUUACAAGCAGUUACCACCUACCAUCAAAUCACAAAAGGCUGCAUCCAAAGGCCUGUCCCUCAGUCUUAUGGAGAGACUUAUCCAGAUGUACGGGGACUCAGUGGUCCGCAUGCUAACGGUUCAGUACCGCAUGAACAGUGCCAUCAUGGAGUGGGCCUCCAAAGAGAUGUACCAGGGCAGACUAACAGCUCACAGCUCUGUAGAGACACAUCUGUUAAAAGAUCUACCAGGAGUCAGCUGUGUUGAGGAGACCAGCACACCGCUGCUUCUGAUCGACACCGCAGGCUGCGGCCUGAGUGAGAUGGAAGUCACAGAUGAGCAGUCCAAAGGCAAUAAAGGUGAGGUAGAAAUUGUUGAACUGCACAUCAAGGCCUUGACUGAAGCUGGGCUGAAAGCUAAAGACAUCGCCGUCAUUGCUCCAUACAAUCUACAAGUGGAUCUUCUGCGUCAGAAACUCUCUGCGAAGCAUCCAGACCUGGAGAUAAAGUCAGUGGAUGGAUUUCAGGGCAGAGAGAAAGAGGCCGUGGUGUUGUCUUUAGUUCGCUCUAAUAGAAAAGGGGAGGUUGGAUUUCUGGCAGAGGACAGGAGGAUCAAUGUGGCUGUUACACGUGCGAGACGUCACAUCGCUGUAGUGUGUGACACACAAACAGUCCAAAAUCACGCCUUCCUGAAAUCCCUCAUCAGUCAUAUGACUGAGUUUGGCGAGGUCAGAACAGCGUUUGAGUACAUCCAAGACAUCGUGCCACAGAACUACACCCGCGACCACAAAGACACAAAGACCAACACGUCUGCCGGCAGCUCAUCCAAACAGAAGGGUAAAGACCAGCCUCCCAGCAAGGCCAAGCAAGGACAAAAGAAGCCCUCUGUUCACAGCGGUAAUGAAAACACUGCUCAUGUUAAGCACAGUAAGUCCAGCAUAACAGCACUGACAGAGGAAGAGCAGAAUAAGAAGAGAGACAGUGAGAUCAGAGAGCAGGUGGAGAGCUUCCUGAAGGAUUUAAAUCAGACUGAACUGCAGUUUCCACCGUCAUUUAACUCUCAUGACCGUCUGCUGGUCCACCAGAUCGCUGAGGAACUGGGGCUUGUGCAUGAGAGUAAAGGUGAGGGCAAAGACAGGUGUAUUACUGUGUCCAGGCCUCUGGAUUCAACACCAGCUGAAGAACCAACACAAGAAGAAACAAAAGAAGAAGCCCAUGAAGAGGAAACGGUCCCAAAUCCUCAAAGAGAGCGUCCGUGUCAACCUCCGUUAGACUUAAAAAGUUUGCACUUGGAGCGAAUGAAGAGGGAGCAGCAGAAAAGGGAAGAAAGUGUUCAGCAGAAAAAGCAACAGAACAACAUCCCAGCAGCUCUGACAUCAAAGAAACCCAAAUCAGCUAAAGGAAAGAGCCGAAUGAAAGCGGGCGUCUGCGACAUCGCUGCUGCCGCUGCCCCGGAAGAUGACUUUGACGCACUUAUCGAUGCCGUCAAGAAGGCUGAGAGUGUGUGCAGUUUUGUCAAGUGUAAGGCUUCGGUGCUAACUCUUGGACAGCUGUGCCUGUUCUGCAACAGGCAGUAUUGUCUCAGUCAUCAUAUACCAGAGGUGCACGGCUGUGGAGACAAAGCCAAGUCUCACGCUCGGAUGAGAAUAAGCAAAGAAGGCGUUCUUUAUGCUGGUAGUGGGAAGAAAGACAAAUCCAUGGAUCCCAGUAAGAAAGCCUACCUGCAAAGAAAACUGGACUCUAAACUGAAAGAAAUGGCGUCACAGAGGAAAACAAAAAAAGAGGACAGUAAAUAAAACCAAAUCGACUCUUUGAAAGAGCAGAAGUGAAGACUUUGUUUUGAACAUGAUUAAAUAUUUAAAAUGUGGUCAAUUGGCUGUCAUCUUGUUUGAUAAAUAUUACAGUCUGA